CCUCCCUCCCUGCCCUCGCUAGUCGCUAUAUAAAUUCUAUUUCCCUGUCUGCUUCCGCCAACUACUUUUUUCUGCUCUCCAUCUCACACUCCCACUGCCUGCUUUGCUCCAACCUCUCCUUCAUAAACCCUAACACCCACUCCCUCCUCUAUUGCCCACUUCUCUCUGCUCUCCAUUCCACUCCUCACUCUUACUCCGGGUCUUUCUUGGAAUUUGCUGCUCACAAUGGUGAUGGUGGACACCGAGGUUGCCGACGAUACCCAAGAGACCAAUGCCUGCAAGUCUCCAUGGAAGAACCCACCCGCGGUUGAUGGGAAGGACACGGAUGCUCCUGUAAUGGGAGCUGAUUCUUGGCCUGCACUCGCUGACGCGCACCGCCCCAAAACUCUAGAUGCUACUACGUCUGCCAACUCUUCUCAUUCAGGGGAGCUUUCAGAUGGAGUAGCUCUUCACUCUCCGUCUUCAGGACCUCAGGGAGGAUGUGUACAGAAGUCACCCGCCUCUCGGAAUCCUAGUUAUUCACUAAAGAAUUCCCAAUCACAUCAUCCAAAAGCAGGCUCUAAGCGCAACCCAAACGCUGCUGUGCAUGCUUCUGUUCCAUUACCUUAUCAUCAGCCACCAAUGCCUCCACUUUUUCCACCCAUAUUACAUCCUCCUCAUCUCGCUGUUCCGGGAUAUGUUUUCCAGCCUCGACCUGUAGCUGGGGUUAAAGUACACAUGGCUAAGCCUGGCAGUGAGACAUCAGGACAAGCUUUUGUUCCAACUGUCGAGCCUCCACCACGAGGUGAUCCAAGUGGUUAUGUUGUUGGUGUUCAUAAUAGAAGACCUUACAUGCAAGAAUCUGGUAUUCAUUGGAACCAUGGCUGGCAUCAUCAACGGGGAUUUAAUCCAAGAGACAACAUUUCCAUGCAACAUAGUGCUGGACCACGCCCUUUCGUACGCCCACAGCUUUACCCUCCAGCUCCUGGCUUCAUGGUUGGUCCCAGUUUUCCUGGACAUGGACCUAUGUACUAUGUUCCUGUUCCACCUCCUGAUGCAAUUGAGAGACCUCCUCAGCUCAUUCCGCACCCUCUUAAUGCAAGGGCUUCAAUGCUUCCCCCGGAUAUGCUAGCACUUCGGGACAAUCUAGUAAAGCAAAUUGAGUAUUAUUUUAGCGAUGAAAAUCUGAAGAAGGACCAUUACCUAAUAUCUUUGAUGGAUGACCAUGGAUGGGUUCCAAUAUCAGCCAUUGCUGAAUUCAAAAGGGUUAGGAAAAUGAGCACUGACGUUCCAUUUAUCCUUGAUUCUCUGCACUUAUCUGCAAAUGUUGAAGUUCAGGGUGAUAAGGUGCGAAAACGUGAUGAAUGGUUAAAGUGGAUUCCAGUUCCUGAAGACUCUAAAUCAACAUUAAGUGUUGAGACUUCAUCCAAUCUGGUGUAUGAAACUACUAACUCUUUGGUGGACGAGAAUGCUUCAGAUUGUUGUAGAAGGCCAGCGUCCAAUCAUAACAUCAACUCUUCACUACCUCAGGGUUGUUCUCUGGAGCAGCUCUCAAGCAGGGACAGUCUGGAAGUAGCAAAUCUAGAUAUAGUGGAAGAACAUUCUCGUGGAACUGUGCCGCCUCAAGGCAUAGAGUUUUCAUCUAAUGUUGGUGCACAGAAUGUUGAUGACCUUUCGAGCCAAUUUUCAAGCACUUUCAUGCUUGAUGAAGAGCUAGAGAUUGAACAGAAAGCGAUAAAAAAGGAUGAUUUGACUUCAAGUGGAAGGAUUGACGAAGGUGAUGAUGAGAUUGCUGUCAAUGAUCAAGAUGUUCAGAGACUUAUUAUUGUCACGCAGAAUAGUGCCGUCAAAGAAAGGUCUACAAAUGGAGGCAAAGAAUCAAAAUCAAUAUCUAAAGAGCUUGCUUCAACAAUAAACGAUGGCCUUUACUUCUACGAGCAAGUACUGGAAAAUAAGAGAUCUAAUCGAAAAAAGAGCAACUGCAACUCAGAGAAUAGGGAAGUAACCUCAAGAUUAUCUAGCAGUGCUUCAGGAUCAGUAAGGUCAAAGCCUAGUGAAAAUUUUGCUGGAAACUGUGGCUUGGAUGAAAUCGGGAAUGCUAGUCCCAGGAAGAAACAAACUAAAACCUUCCCUAGACAACACUCAUCACUUAAGCAACGCUUUUUCUCGAGCAACUUUAGAAAUCAUGGAACGAGUCGGACCUCUCUUGGCAUUGUAGCAGAGAGCCCACCUAGUAAUUCUGUAGGUUUUUUCUUUGGUUCUACUCCUGAAAACACAAGCUCCAGGCCAUCGAAAUUGAGUGUUUCUCCUCAUGGAAAUUUCCUUGGCAAUAGUCCACCAGUGGGUUCUCUGCCCAAGUCUUUUCCACCCUUUCAGCAUCCCAGUCACCAACUUCUAGAAGAGAAUGGUUUUAAACAGCAGAAGUACCUUAAAUUUUACAAAAAGUGCUUGAGCGACAGAAAGAAGUUGGGAAUUGGUUGCAGCGAGGAAAUGAAUACUCUAUAUCGAUUUUGGUCUUAUUUUCUUAGAGAUCUGUUUGUCGAUUCAAUGUACAAUGACUUCCGAAAAUUUGCCUUGGAAGAUGCUGCUUCUGACUAUAAUUAUGGAAUAGAGUGCCUUUUCAGGUUCUAUAGUUAUGGUUUGGAAAAGGAAUUUAGAGAGGAUCUAUACACAGACUUUGAACAGCUUACUCUUGAGUUCUUCCAGAAGGGAAGUCUUUACGGCCUCGAGAAAUACUGGGCCUUCCACCACUAUCGUAGACAACGGGAUCAGAAAGAGCCCCUAAGAAAACAUCCAGAAUUGGAUAAGUUACUUAAGGAGGAAUACCGUAGCUUGGAUGAUUUCCGUGCUAAGGAGAAGGCAGCAAAUGUAAAUGAGGAUGGGAAUUGAGAGUGAUGUGAUGAACUUUGAUGGCAACACUCCAAUUUUGAACGACAAUGCUAACAACCUAAUAGUUGAGUUGAGGAGGAAGUUGGGUUUUGAGGCUAAAAUGGGUUUGUACAUUAUAUAAGUGCCUCUGCCUGUGUGUAUGGCUACUGGUGGCUGAGGUUUUCUUAUAAUUUGAGGUGAAGCUGUGUUGUGGGGUAUAAGCCUUAAUUUCGGUGGUGCCUGCAGCAGCGAGCUUGAAGAGAGUUCCCCAUGUUGCCAGUUAGUAGUCACAUUGGUUGUCUCAGGACUGUAACAUUGUAAAUGAGGGAAAGGGAAAGGGAAGGGGAAAAGAAAAGAAUAAUAAGAAAAUUUAAUUUUAUUGGCUGAUUAUUUACUUAUUGGUUGUUUUUGGAAGGGUAAUGUGUUGAUAUGUUCCAUAAACAAGUAUGUGGAUUUUGAAAA
Messenger RNA from Cucurbita maxima (winter squash), 3309 nucleotides. RefSeq names its product la-related protein 1A-like. The transcript has 15 exons. The record is from RefSeq and is a predicted model, not a curated record. Gene Ontology annotation, biological process: mRNA stabilization. NCBI's taxonomy places the organism in Eukaryota, Viridiplantae, Streptophyta, Magnoliopsida, Cucurbitales, Cucurbitaceae. The coding region runs from base 226 to 2868 and encodes 880 amino acids. Gene Ontology annotation, molecular function: RNA cap binding.